AUCGACAGCCUCAUCAGCGGGCAGCAGGCCCUGCAGCCCUCGCCACCCGCCGAGCUGGGCCACCCAUCGCUGGGCUUGCCCGGGGCUGAGCUGGCUCCCUCCUGCUCUGCCAGCAGCUCCGAGCCUCCCUGCUUUCAGGCACAGCCCGUCAGCCCCGGCUUGUUGGGCCGGGCCGGCCCUAACACCCUGGCUUACCCCUACGCCGCCUCGCCACCCCACCUGCCCGUGGCACAGGGCAGCUACUCGCCCGGCAGCCCGCAGCUCUACGGGGCUCCCAACAGACUGGCCCUGCCGGCCAUGCGGCCCCCGGCCUGCGCCGAGCACAGCGAGCAGCUCCUGGGGCUCUCCGCGUCGCCCCUCGGCCAGUUCGGCUCCAGCAACGCGUACAUGAGGCAGCCCAAUUUCCCCGCCGGCCUGGAGCGGUACAUGUGA
This is a messenger RNA of Athene cunicularia (burrowing owl), 432 nucleotides long. RefSeq names its product forkhead box E3 (gene FOXE3). The record is from RefSeq and is a predicted model, not a curated record. The transcript has a single exon. The annotation marks the transcript as partial. Lineage: Eukaryota; Metazoa; Chordata; Aves; Strigiformes; Strigidae.